Messenger RNA from Syngnathus typhle (broad-nosed pipefish), 2382 nucleotides. RefSeq names its product protein Hook homolog 1. NCBI's taxonomy places the organism in Eukaryota, Metazoa, Chordata, Actinopteri, Syngnathiformes, Syngnathidae. The coding region runs from base 1 to 2382 and encodes 793 amino acids. The transcript has 2 exons. The record is from RefSeq and is a predicted model, not a curated record.
AUGGAGUGGGAACAUUCCCUCACCUCUUUGAAGAACCAGCUGAGCUUCAGUGAAGACAAGAGGAAAGAGUCAGAGUUGCGCAUGACGCGGUUACAAGAGGAGUCGUACAGUCACCAGGUUCUCCAGGAUGAGGCUCGGGAGCUGAGGAAGGCUCUCCAAGAGGCUACAACGCAACUCCGCACCAACGAGGAUGCCCAAGCUCAAAAAGAGACACUCCUGCAGAAACAUCUCAUGCUCCUUCAAGCAAGCCAGGACAGAGAACGGAAGAGUUUGGCAGCCAGCUUGGCGAGGGCGGAGCAACACUCUCAAGAACUUCAGAAGAGAUUGGAUCAAGCUGAGGAGCAAGUGGACAGCUUGACUAAGGUGUGGAGUAGGGACAUUGAGGACACCCGAGAACAACUCCGAGAGGAGUUAGCUUCUUCAGCGGCUGCUGUGCAAAAGUAUCGAGAUGAAAAAGAACAGAUGGAGCAACAAUGCCAAGAGCUGCAGAAUCUUCUAAUGGAGGAACGUCAGGAAAAAAGCAGGUUGCAGGAUUGUUUGGAAACAGAAGAGACAUACUAUCAGGAUCUUAAACAUUCAUAUGAGAAGAUCACAGAGGAACUGCUGACGGUUCUGGAGAAGGCGCAACAAAGGGAAACUGAAGUUCAGGAAAUACGAAACGGCUUUGAGAGGCUCCUGGAUGAAAAGGAGCAAGAGCUGAAUGAGGUGUUGCUGAAGAUGGAAGUCUUAGGUAACAGUUUGGAGGAGACGGAAGCACAACUCAAUGAAAAGCUCAAGGUUUGUGGUUCUUCUCAUGUGGAGGAGGAAUCUUUGGAGGCCGUCCCGCACGAGGAGGAGGAGAUGGUGGAGCCCGCAAGUGACAACACGUCAGAGGAACGAGACCAGAACCACCAUCAUCACGCAAGAAUCCGAUCCUACUCACUUGGCCCAUCGCACCAGUACAUCAUCACCGCAGGAGACGACCCGGAACGCUUUACAUCGGCCAUCCAGCUACUUGAAACAAAACUUUUCGUAACAGAGGAGAAAUUACGGGAAAUCACCGAGCGACUGGAGGAGCACCAGGAUCACGAGACCAACCCGGACCCCCGUCUUAACUCCCAGCUCACUCACAGCCGAGCCUCGGCCCAGCAUCUCGCCCUGCUGCUUCACAGCCGGACCAGUCAGAACCAGCGCUUCGCUCAGGAGACGGAAAAUCUUUGCAAGCUUUUGGCCGGCCGCUUUCAACUUGCCCUUAAUAUUCUCCAAAGUUGCAGAGAGAAACUUCAAACCAGCCAGGCGAUUGAAUUGACUGACUUUGAGGGGAGGCUAGCAGCUAUCGAGACGUGUCUUCAGCGAGGACGGAAUGACGCUGAAAAACAGCAACAUGCAUCUUUCGACGCCUACAAAAUGGAGGACAAAAUCCCAUGUGAUGUCCUGGCUGGAGUUGAGAGCAGCGUUGAUGAAGACCUUGAACUCCCUCACGCAGAGGACAUCAUAAGUGUUGGGAAAUUUUUAAAGAGACAAUUAGUCCUAGUCGAAAAAAUGUUGGCAGCCCUGAAGAGUCCAAAUGUGCAACUCAUAUUUUUAGUGCCAAAAGAAGAAAGUAUGACCAUGGCCUACAGGUACAAACUCAUCAUCUCACAAAUUUUGACAUUAAAACAAACUCAAUUCGAGGAAGACGGAGCUCGGGAGGACCACGAAAUCAUCAUGAGAGCCUGCAUUGAAGCAGAGUUCAUCUAUGCUGCCUCUAAAAUCCAGCAAGAAUAUCAGAAAGACAAUCCUGCAGACUCCAUCCAUCCAAUAUUUGUUUUUAAUGAACAGCAGGAGAAUGAAAAAGAUCAAUCUGAGGGCAUCAAAAAUCCGCCGUGGUUAGAGCGACUUAUAACGAGGCUGCAAAGAAGAGUUAAAGUCAUGUGGCAGCUCUAUCAGGAGGUGACGAUUGAGGAGGAGGACAUUUGUGAAACGGCCCCUGGAGUGGACCUGAAGUGGAUGCAGGAGCAAGUAAAGCUCCUUUAUUUGUCAGACAGGCUUCAUUUAGAUUUGGAGCAAGAGCAGCAGCGAUGUGUGAUGUUGCAGGACAAAUUAUGCAAACAGCAGGAGGCCUCAUUAACGGAUGAGCGGGAGGUUUUUAAUCACAUCUUAAGUGAACUCCAGGAGGACAACAAAGCACUGAGAGAGGAACUAGAACAUGCCGAAGACGCCUUGAUAUCGAUGAAGUCCGGAAACCAAAACAAAUGGCAAAUUGAGGAAUAUCAAAAGGAAAAAAUACAAAGAUUAGAAGCAGAGUUUCAAAUGAAGGAUGUCAAGUUACGAACUGACGAUGUCAAGUUUGCCACUCUGCCUUCCAGUAGAGUCACACCUCGAGCAAAUUCUGGUAAGAGAAUGCUAAAGUUGUUUGGCUAA